UGAGGUUGUUGGAGUCGUAUAUAUUGGCGUACUCAGCGUAACACCAUAACUCAAAAAAAAAAAUUUUGAUUGUUAUUUCAAAACCCUAAAUCGAGUCAAAAGGUCUUCUUCUAGCCUUUGAUCCCAAUUUCAUCUCAUCUCAUCUCGCAGCAAAGCAGGAGGAGACAUGAGUAGCCGUGCCAGCAGAACUCUUUAUGUCGGGAACCUCCCCGGUGAUAUACGCGAGAGAGAGGUGGAAGAUUUGUUUUACAAGUAUGGACGCAUUGCCCACAUUGACCUCAAGGUGCCCCCAAGGCCUCCUGGUUAUGCAUUUGUUGAGUUUGAAGAUGCUCGUGAUGCUGAAGAUGCAAUCCGCGGCCGUGAUGGCUAUGAUUUUGAUGGCAAUCGCUUGAGGGUUGAACUUGCGCAUGGUGGCCGUGGACAUUCUUCUGGGGGAGAUCGUCAUAGAGAUAGUGGUGGUGGUGGUGGUGGUGGUCGAGGUGGACGUGGAAUGUCUAGGCGCUCCGAUUAUCGUGUGUUAGUCAGUGGACUACCCUCUUCAGCUUCAUGGCAAGAUCUUAAGGAUCACAUGCGACGGGCUGGGGAUGUCUGUUUCUCCCAAGUUUUCCGUGAUGGUAGUGGCACAACAGGAGUAGUGGACUACACUAACUAUGAAGACAUGAAGUAUGCAAUAAAAAAGCUUGAUGGCUCUGACUUCAGGAAUGCUUUUUCCCGGUCUUCUGUUCGGGUGAGAGAAUAUGAUGCGAAGCGGGACUCGUCUAUGAGCCCCGGUCGUGGUCGAUCUCAUUCAAGAGGUAGAAGCUACAGUCGCAGUCGUAGUAGAAGUUAUAGCCGGAGCAGAAGCAGGAGCAAGUCUCCUAAACCUAAAUCUUCACGCCGCUCGCCUGGUAGAUCUCGAUCAAGGUCUGGGUCUCCACCCCGCUCACGAUCAAAGUCUCGCUCCCCGUCAGGAUCACGAUCAAGAAGCAGAUCUCCACUGCCUUCAAAGCGCAUAAGUAAAAGCCCGAAGAAAGACACAAGUAAAAGUCCGAAGAAGCGCAGUGCCAGCCGAAGUCCAAGCAGGAGCAGGAGCAAGAGUUUGUCACGGUGAUAUCUUAUCCCACAACUGAAGCUAUUAGUGGGAAUGAAUUCAACGACCCGUGUUCAACCAAGAGAGAGGAGGGGGAGGGGUGGUGGUGGUGUGGGGUGGAUGUGGAACACCUUUUAUUACAAAACUUGUUAGCAGACUUUUGAGUUUAUGAAUGGAUUAAUUUUAGUCUUUUUUUUUUUUUUUUUUGCCAUUCUUGUUUGUCUGAAACAUUUUUUUCAUCUUCUCAUCUUUGCACUUUUUUUGUAAUGCAUUUGAGAUUCUACAAUAUAUUGUUGUUAGUACGCCA
This is a messenger RNA of Rosa chinensis, 1376 nucleotides long. Its product is annotated as serine/arginine-rich-splicing factor SR34. Bases 167 to 1090 code for a protein of 307 amino acids. Gene Ontology annotation, molecular function: mRNA binding. Gene Ontology annotation, cellular component: nucleus; ribonucleoprotein complex; cytoplasm. The transcript has 14 exons. Lineage: Eukaryota; Viridiplantae; Streptophyta; Magnoliopsida; Rosales; Rosaceae. The record is from RefSeq and is a predicted model, not a curated record.